AGUAGCUGCCGAGCUGGAGAAUCAGCUGCAGGAAAACACUGCUGGCGAGUGUGAGCCACCAUGGCUGCGGAAAUUCAUUCCAGGCCCCAGACCGCCCGGCCGGUUCUUCUAAACAAAAUCGAGGGACACUCGGAUGCCGUGAACGCAGCGGUUUUAAUCCCGAAAGAAGAUGGAGUUAUCACAGUCAGCGAGGACAGAACCAUCCGUGUUUGGCUGAAGAGAGACAGCGGUCAGUAUUGGCCAAGCAUUUACCACACUGUUUCAUCUCCGUGUUCUUGCAUGUCGUACCACCACGACAGCAGACGCAUCUUCAUCGGGCAGGACAAUGGAGCCGUUGUGGAGUUUCUCAUCUCUGAAGAUUUCAACAAGAUGAACCAUGUUAAAACGUAUCCAGCCCACCAGAACCGUGUGUCAGACAUGGUGUUUUCCCUGGAGAGCGAGUGGGUGGUGAGCACGGGCCAUGAUAAGAGUGUGAGCUGGAUGUGCACCCAGAGCGGCAGCAUGUUGGGUAGACACUACUUCACUGCUUGGGCCUCCUGUCUCCAAUAUGACCAUGAGACUCAGCAUGCCUUUGUGGGCGACUACUCAGGACAGAUCACGCUCUUGAAACUGGAGAAACAGACGUACUCCAUCAUCACGACACUGAAAGGACAUGAAGGCACUAUAGGGACUCUGUGGUGGGACCCGGUCCAAAGGCUGCUGUUCUCCGGAGCAUCUGAUCACAGCGUCAUCAUGUGGGACAUUGGGGGCCGAAAAGGACGGACUCUGCUAUUGCAGGGACACCACGAGCGUGUCCAAGCUUUGCGUUACCUUCAGUUGACAAGGCAGCUGGUGUCAUGCUCAUCUGACGGCGGUGUCGCUGUGUGGAACAUGGACGCCCCAAGAGAAGAGGCUCCUCAGUGGUUAGACAGCGAUUCUUGCCAGAAAUGUGAGCAGCCUUUCUUCUGGAACAUCAAGCAGAUGUGGGACACUAAAACGCUGGGUCUCCGGCAGCAUCAUUGCAGGAAGUGCGGUCAAGCUGUGUGUGGGAAAUGCAGCUCUAAACGCUCCACGUUCCCGAUCAUGGGUUUUGAGUUUCCUGUGCGAGUGUGUGACGCAUGCUUUGACACAAUCAAAGAAGAAGAUCGAACGCCUCUGGCCUCCUUCCACGAGGGGAAACACAACAUCGCCCACAUGGACAUGGACCCAUCCAGAGGCCUGAUGGUCACUUGUGGAAGUGACCGCAUUGUGAAGAUCUGGGACAUGACGCAAGUGGUUGGCUGUAGCUUAGCAACAGGCUUCUCUCCGCGCUGAUUGGGUCGACUCUGCACCGCCCUCCCAUUUGAAGAACGGCAGGCCACCCUCCUGGUGUCAUGGAAACCCCUGUGUAUAGUAUCCAACUAUCUGGACAUCAUCUGUGUGUGAGACGGUGCGCGCGCGUGUGUGUAUGUGUGCAUGAGAGUGUUGAUGUCUCCAGAUUCCAUCAAUCCGACGUUUGCUUUUGCUGCGAUCAGAACUCUCAAGCACAACUGUGUGAGCGUGGCGAUGAUUUCUCCUGAAAAGAGUUCGGCUUUUGGUGUUUACAUCCUGAUAUUUUGUGUUCCUCCUGUGGCCCCCAGCCCCCUCCUGCAUCUAACCCCUGCAACAGCAGCAACUAUCCACGCCCUCCAGUUUAUAGUAGAUGGUUGCUGUGUAUUUUGUAUCUCCCUCACUUCACCCGCUGGCCUUAAAUCAGUCUCAGGAGGUUUCACGUCACUGGGGGGAAACAAGCAAGGACUGCUGCAUGUUGAGAAGGUUGGAUGUGCGAGUCAAUGCACUUCACAUGACUUCCCAGGUGAGAUGUGGAGGGGGGUGUGGAUUUUGUUGCCACGGCAACAGCUGGUGUGUAUUGGAUCUGUGUCAUUUCAAUGAGGUGUUGUAAUCAUUUCAGUAAGCAACUCUAUAGAGACGGCACGCGCCGCGCGGCGUGUGAGAAAUGCUUAACGCUGUAAAUCUGAGGCUGAACACGAGAUACGUUUAAACUAGAAAGGCUCUUAAGAAGGGAUGGUACUCUCAAGUCAAUGUAGCACGUCGCAGCUGCUCCUUCCAAAGCCUUAACUAUAGAGAGACACUCACCCAGCCUUUUGGAUCGCCAGUGCUUAGAACUGUUCAAACAUCUGAUUUGGUCCCCAUCCUCUCCCCACCCACACGCACUCACCUGAAACAAGGAUUCGGCUGUACAUUUUAGCUUGCAGCUUCUACUGUAAGACCCAAGCUUCUUGCCUUACUAACCGCCGGGAAGUCUAACAUGGCCGCUCUGAUCUUCAAACUGUAGUCACAUUCCAGCCGUAGUGGUUAUCUAUAUUGGUGGUAUUUAUCUGUUUUCACACAAUGUUCGAUGACGAUUUAGUCCCUCAUGUUCCGUCCUCAUGGCAAGCUAAUGUAAUCCAAGCAGCAGCCCCCGUAAAUAAACUAGAAAUCUUUUUUUCUUGAAUGAAAUUGGUUUCAUGGUUUCACAGAAGUGAUGAAAAACACAUUUCCCAUGAUGCAAAGCAUCAAUAUCCAUCCACUGGGACUCGUCCAAAAUGUACAUGUCUGAAAGUUCAAUAAGUUUGUUUGUAUUUUAUCUUUUGUUUCUCGUGCGUUCUUCAAAAACAAUGGUUUUCUGCAAGUUAUUUACUACUUCUGGAUUAAAAUGUGGAAUAUGUUUUGAUGAUUUAAAGAAAAGAAAAGUCUCUUUAAUCUUUGGUGGAUAAUCUAAAUCCCAUGAAGUCAGAUGAGUUGAGUCAAAAUAAAGCAUUCAUUUAGACCAUUUAGUUCUAUGUGCAAGUUAAAAUGGGUUUGCAAAAUAACACUUUACUUAGGCACUUACUAGUUUUUAUUCGUUAAGUCGGUAAUGGUUUCUAAAAAAUGGUAACUAAUUAUUUUUUGGCUCCGUGUUAAGUAGGAACUGAAAUAUUGAUAUUGACUUUAUAGCGACAACAGAAGUGGCAAGCUUUUGAAUCUUUUGUUUUGGUACAAUAUUUGAAAUUACAUUUUAACUGGUCAUUGGUAUUUUAGAAUUUAUCAUUUGUCAAUGGCAAACUGGAUUUGUUAUUUUGAAAGUUGACCAUGUUUUCAUAUGAUUAGAUUUUAAUAAAGAUAGAAAAAAACAAGUGCUGGAAAUAAAUUUCAAUCAAAUUUAGCUCUUUGUUUAUUGUUGCCCAAGUCGCAGAUUUGAACCCGCAUGUAGCGACUAUGUUAAUCUUAUUAAAAGUUACUGAGUAAAUCUGGAAGUCAAAAACAUUUUUGGAUUUUACAGCCAAAAAAGUGUAUUUUAUGUUCCCUAACUCGAGCAGCUGAUUAACUAGGUUGGUCUUUAUUCCUAUGGGAUUAAAUGAGUUUAGUUUAGUUUAUUUUUUCAAAGUUUUAGUGGUUUGUUAUUUAUUUAUGUCCAGCGUCACCCCGGUACAUUUCACAGUUCAAUAUCAGGAACCAUCUUCAGGUCAACAGGGUCAUUGACGUUACUGCCAAACAGCCAUGUUUUGUCUCCAUAUUUCAGCCACAAAACCCGUUUGUAAUGACCAACAUUGGCACUGGAACGAAUGUGUCUCCAUCAACCCUUCUCCAUUGACCAGGACCAGUUUUUAUUUCCUCUUAUAUGUAAAUAUAUAACACUAAAUGAUGUUGCUAAUGUACAUCUUCAGAAGAAACUGUAUUUUUAAAAAGCUUUUGUGGAAACAAACAAUACUGACUUUGUUCUCCUGGGAGAAAAGAAUCAAUAAAGAUGUUCUGUUCA
Messenger RNA from Synchiropus splendidus (mandarinfish), 3736 nucleotides. It is a transcript of the gene wdfy1, whose product is annotated as WD repeat and FYVE domain containing 1. The transcript is spliced from 12 exons. Gene Ontology annotation, molecular function: metal ion binding; protein binding. Bases 61 to 1293 code for a protein of 410 amino acids. The record is from RefSeq and is a predicted model, not a curated record. Lineage: Eukaryota; Metazoa; Chordata; Actinopteri; Syngnathiformes; Callionymidae.